AUGCCUCCUUCGCCGACUAAACACCUUUUCGACUGUCUGAUCAAAGGUUACACAACUGCAUUACAACUGAACGCUAUUUUAUUGAAGGAAAGGUACGAUCUACGCGUAGCGAUUCAGCGUCAAAAGACAAAGCGUACGAUAAAGGGUCGGGUUCUCAAUAUGCCAAGGGCUAUGGGCGUUUCUGAGGCCCAAGAAAUAACUGCAGCGGCGUUGGCACAUCCAGAAGCUUCACAAAUUCCGAAUCUGGAAGCAUUAGAAGGGCGUCGGCGCGCUUUACCUACCUGUUCUAAUUGUAAAUUAGUAGGGCAUAUUCGGACGUACUGCCCGACCAGACCUACAUAG
Messenger RNA from Talaromyces proteolyticus, 342 nucleotides. RefSeq lists its product as uncharacterized. The transcript has a single exon. Bases 1 to 342 code for a protein of 113 amino acids. The record is from RefSeq and is a predicted model, not a curated record. NCBI's taxonomy places the organism in Eukaryota, Fungi, Ascomycota, Eurotiomycetes, Eurotiales, Trichocomaceae.